Molecule: messenger RNA, 429 nt
Organism: Halteromyces radiatus
Lineage: Eukaryota; Fungi; Mucoromycota; Mucoromycetes; Mucorales; Cunninghamellaceae
Exons: 3
Coding region: 1-429 (142 amino acids)
Source: RefSeq, a predicted model, not a curated record
AUGUUACGGUCUUUCAUUCUUUUGAUAAUGAUUCUUUCAUCAUGCAUUCUUGUUAUCGAUGGUACCCCUGUUCAACCUCGGGCCAAAGUGGUGAAAGAGAUAAAAAGUGCUUUAUUUAAAGGUAUAGGGACUUACUAUGAAGUACCAGGUGUUGGUUCUUGUGGAAAAGAAGAUAAUGAUGAUGAAUUGGUUGUUGCAGUCAAUCAACCUCAAAUGAAAAAUGGUGCGAAUCCAAAUCAAAACCCAGAAUGUGAGAAAAAAGUAAUCAUCACGGGGGAACAAGGUAAAUCUACUACAGCAAGAAUCGUUGACACGUGUCCAACAUGCCCUCGAGGCAAUCUAGAUAUGUCACCUAAAGUAUUUAAAACUAUUUGUGGUAAUCUUGAAAAAGGAAAGUGUAAGAUCAAAUGGCGCUUUCAGGAUAACUAA